Theobroma umbraticum is the source of this 904-nucleotide messenger RNA. Its product is annotated as large ribosomal subunit protein eL13z-like. Gene Ontology annotation, biological process: translation. The record is from RefSeq and is a predicted model, not a curated record. Gene Ontology annotation, molecular function: structural constituent of ribosome; RNA binding. NCBI's taxonomy places the organism in Eukaryota, Viridiplantae, Streptophyta, Magnoliopsida, Malvales, Malvaceae. Gene Ontology annotation, cellular component: cytosolic large ribosomal subunit; ribosome.
GGAGAAAGAUUGUUUCCUUCUCCUUCUCUUGUCUGCGGCCCUCCCAUUUUUCCUUCUCGGACCACCACGCAGAGGCAGAGCGGAAGGGAUGGUUAAGCACAACAACGUGGUGCCAAAUGGGCACUUCAGGAAACACUGGCAAAACUAUGUCAAGACAUGGUUCAACCAACCUGCCAGGAAAGCUAGAAGAAGGCUUGCAAGACAGAAAAAGGCUGUGAAGAUAUUCCCCCGCCCUAUCGCUGGACCCCUUCGCCCAAUUGUUCAUGGCCAGACCUUGAAGUACAACAUGAAACUCAGAGCCGGCAGGGGUUUCUCUCUGGAAGAGCUCAAGGCUGCUGGUAUCUCAAAGAAACUUGCCCCUACCAUUGGCAUUGCAGUUGAUCACCGUCGUAAGAAUCGUUCUCUAGAGAGUCUUCAAGCCAAUGUUCAGAGGCUCAAGACCUACAAGGCCAAGCUUGUUGUCUUCCCAAGACGAGCUCGCAAGUUUAAGGCUGGUGAUUCUACUCCUGAGGAGCUGGCAAGUGCAACCCAAGUUCAAGGUCCAUACAUGCCUAUUGCUGGUGACAAGCCAUCUGUGGAGCUUGUGAAGGUUACAGAGGAGAUGCAAUCGUUCAAGGCAUACAACAAGCUUCGUGUGGAAAGAAUGAAUGAACGUCAUAUUGGUGCCAGAAUGAAGAAGGCUGCGGAGGCCGAAAAGGAAGAGAAGAAGUAAACUGCUUUUAUCGGAGGGGUCUGUUUAGGUAUUCAACUCGGUUAAGAUAGACAUUACUACAUUUCUUUCUCUCCUUUCAUACUGUUAGCAGGGUCAUUGAUCUACAGGACAAUUGGUAUUGCUUCUAUGAACCUCUUUUUGAGUGUUUUCCUUGAAUGAGAUAUCACAUAAUUUUAUCAUUGCUUUUCAUUA